Molecule: messenger RNA, 912 nt
Organism: Clonostachys rhizophaga
Lineage: Eukaryota; Fungi; Ascomycota; Sordariomycetes; Hypocreales; Bionectriaceae
Source: the annotation of a GenBank genome assembly
AUGGCACCAAAUGUACCCGAGAGCUACAACACUUGGGCCCUUCCUGGCCUGAUCCUCGCACAUCACCCUGAAUCGUCAGCAGCGGUGACGCCUGUCGUUAUUGUCAAGCUCCAUCGCCCAGCCGACCGCAAUGGCUUCACAGACGAGCUCUCGCAGGCCCUCAUCACCGCCUUUGACACGCUCUCCGUGGACCCCCGUGUGAAAUGCAUCGUCCUGACCUCGAGCGACCCCACCAACAAGAUGUUCUGCGCCGGCAUGGACUUCAACGCCAAGCACAGGAUGUACCCCUCGUACGACACCCACCGAGACAGCGGCGGCCAGACCACGCUCGCCAUUUACCGGUGCAACAAGCCAACCAUUGCCGCCAUCAACGGCAGCGCGGUCGGCAUCGGCAUGACCAUGACGCUGCCCUGCAACAUCCGCGUGGCGAGCAACAAGGCCAAGGUCGGCUUCGUCUUCAGCCGCAGAGGGUUCAACAUGGAGGCGUGCAGCAGCUUCUUCCUGCCACGCCUCAUCGGGACCGCCAAGGCCCUGCACUUGACCACCACGGGAGCCGUGUACCCGGCCGACCACAAGCUCCUCGAUGAUCUCUUCAGCGAGGUGGUCGACCCCGACCAGGUCCUGCCGACCGCGCUGGCCAUCGCAGAGGAUACUGCAAAGAAUACAAGUAUUGUAGCAUCAAGGAUUAACAAGGACCUGAUGUACCGCGGGCCAAGCACCCCCGAGGAGGCGCACCUGCUGGAGAGCAAGGUCUUCUACGAUCUGGCCAGGAACCGAGACUCGCAGGAGGGAGUCCAGAGCUUUCUGCAGAAGCGAGCCCCGGAUUUCCAGGGCACAAUAGAGGAGGACAGUCCCACGGCGUAUCCCUGGUGGACACCCAUCGAUGUUAGGGAGACCCGCCCCAAGCUUUAG